AAUAGCAGACGAUUGCGGUUAUGCAGAUAUUACAUUCAAUUUGUUAUUUAAAAAAUAUUUAAAUCUAUUAUCAAAUUCUCUAAAAUUCCUUUGCAAAACUAUACAAGAAGAUAUCAAAAAAAGAAACUGUGAUUGACAUAUUUAAAAUCAAGAAAAAUUGAUUUAAAGUCACGCUUGAUAGAUACUCAUCCGAUCCAUCUCAAACUAGCAAAGCAAUUCGGAUGUUGGAAUAGUAUUUAGUUUCAUAAAUUAAUAAAUAAUAAUGGCCAGUGAAGAGGAAAAAGUUAAUAUCAUUCAACUGAGCUUGGAUUUAAUUGAGGAAUACGAGAAAACGCCCUCGUCCUCUUUGAUAACUGAUUAUAUAGACAAUCUGCUGAAUAAUCCCGCUAUUGAUAGACAAAUCCUUCCAGACUUUAUUGAAGAAAUGUCAUGGAUUAACGUAACGAGACCGAUAAAGAAAGAAGAUUUUGCUGGCAAAUUGCUUAUCGUUGAUUUUUUCACUUACUGCUGUAUAAACUGUAUUCACAUACUGCCUAUCCUGAAGGAAAUUGAAAAAAUUUGGGAAAAAGAAAAUAAUAUUCAAGUUAUUGGCGUUCAUUCAGCCAAAUUUCCAAAUGAAAAACAAUCUAAAAGCGUUAUCGAUGCCGUUCAAAGAUACAACAUAGAACAUCCCGUAUUAAAUGAUAGCGAAAUGCGUUUAUGGUCGGAGAUGAAUAUUAGCUGCUGGCCAACUGUUGUAUUAUUUUCGCAUGACCUAAAAGCUUUAUUAUAUAUUUUUGGUGAAAAUCAUGAAAAUCUCCUUAAAGAAUUUAUUAAAAUAGCUUUUAAUCAUUUACAACUACGUCAUAAUGUUACUCGUCAAAUACCUGUUAAAGUGGACUAUAUAUCGAGAAAAUCUUCCGACUUGUCUUAUCCGGGAAAAGUUUUCGUAGACGAUGAGUACAUUAUGAUAAGUAAUUCCAGACGUAAUAAGAUAAUCAUCACAGAUCAUUUGGGUUCCAUAAAGCAUCACAUCGGAUCCGGAUUAAAUGGUGACAAAGACGGAAAUUUUCAAACUUGUUCCUUUUCCAAUCCUCAAGGUUUGGUUAGACAUGGAAAUGUGAUAUUUAUAGCAGAUACGGGGAAUAAUAAAAUUCGAAAGAUAAAUUUAGAUUCGGGAAGAGUAACGUCUCUACCAAAUUGCAAAAAGUUUGGCAAAUGUUCACCAUGGGAUUUAUAUUUAACAAAAGACUAUUUAGUUGUUGCAAUGUCGGGAAUCCAUCAGCUUUGGGCUUAUACUUUAAAUAAUUGUGUAAUUUUAGGAGAAAAUCUUAGAGAAAAUUCUUGGUGUCACUUGUGCGGUACUGGAGAGGAAGGUGCUAAAAAUAAUCUCUAUCCCAAAUCGGCUACUUUAGCACAGCCAUCAGGCGUAACUGUCUUCAAUGAUCUAAUUGUCUUCGCCGACAGUGAAAGUUCUUCCAUUAGAAGUUUUUCUUUACAAAAUGGAUCUGUAAAAAAUAUUGUUGGGGGCGAUAUAAAUCCAUCAAAUUUAUUCGCUUUUGGUGACAUAGACGGAAAAGGUCAAAAAGUGAAAUUACAGCAUCCAAUGAGCGUUUCAGUCAGCAAUGAAAAAAAUAUUAUUAUUGCCGAUAGCUACAAUAAUAAGUUAAAAGAAAUUGAUGUAAAAGAAAGAGAGUGUAGAACAAUCGAUAUUGAAGGUUUAAACGAACCUGGCGGCUUAUCGGUUUAUAAAGAUCAAAUUUUUAUUGCCGAUACUAAUAAUCAUUGUAUUAAAAUUUAUGAUAAAUUAACAAAACAAUUGGAAAAGAUGGAAUUAUCAGAUGGUUUAAAUAAUAAUAAAAGAUUAAAAUUACCUCAAAAGAAUACAAGAAACGUCAAUUUAGGAUCUUUAACUGUUAAAAAAAAUAUUAAAAUGUGCUUUAAUAUUCAAUUAUUUAAUCAUGAAUUGAAUAAGGAUGCACCUAAUAUGUGGAGUUUAACUACAAAAGGAUCUUCAAAAUCUGGAACCUUGGAGCAUGUUCAACAAGAAUUAAAUAUUCGUUUAGAUGGAGAGGAUAAAAUUGAUUUCGAAAUGGAUACAUUAUUGUAUUUAUGCCAUGAAGGAGCUUGUGAGCUCUACGGUUUAUCAUUUACAGGAACUUUAAAUGUUCUUGAAGAAACUGGAAGAGAUAGUAUUGAUCUUCAUUAUUCGUUUGCAUAA
This is a messenger RNA of Dimorphilus gyrociliatus, 2200 nucleotides long. The record is from the annotation of a GenBank genome assembly. NCBI's taxonomy places the organism in Eukaryota, Metazoa, Annelida, Polychaeta, Dinophilidae.